Messenger RNA from Salvelinus namaycush (lake trout), 2259 nucleotides. RefSeq names its product dnaJ homolog subfamily C member 1-like. The record is from RefSeq and is a predicted model, not a curated record. Gene Ontology annotation, cellular component: endomembrane system. The transcript has 12 exons. NCBI's taxonomy places the organism in Eukaryota, Metazoa, Chordata, Actinopteri, Salmoniformes, Salmonidae. The coding region runs from base 151 to 1821 and encodes 556 amino acids.
UGGGAAAUGUAGCAAAUUGUUGCAAAUCUUUAGCAUCUGCAGCAGCCAGUUGAAAGGGUAGUAACUAGACACGUUAGCCGUAUCACAGCAGAAUUGAUUUAUAUAUAUUUCGCGGUGCAAUAUUACCGCCAACAUUGUCAGAGCCUCAUAAUGACCUCAGCUUCAUGGGGCCUCUCGUUUAUUCUUGCCAUCAGUAUUAUUAUUGCAUACCCAAGUCCCUCUCAUGCCUGGGAUUCAGACCUUGAGCUGUACGACCUGGUGGAGGAAAUUCAACAAAACUUUUACGAAUUCCUAUCAGUUGAACAGGAUGCCUCGUCAGCGGACAUCAGAAAGGCCUAUCGCAGGCUGUCACUCACUUUGCAUCCCGACAAGAACAAAGACGAGAACGCUGAAACCCAAUUCAGACAGUUGGUGGCCAUCUAUGAAGUACUGAAAGAUGAAGAGAGGAGAGAGAGGUAUAAUGAUGUCCUGGUCAACGGGCUACCGGACUGGAGGCAGCCAGUGUUCUACUACAGGCGGGUAAGGAAGAUGAGCAAUGGGGAGCUGGGCUUCCUGCUCUUCCUCAUCCUCACUGUGUGCCACUACGCAGUCAUCUGGUCCAUCUACCUGGAGAAGCAGCUGGAUGAACUUCUGAGCAAGAAGAAAAAGGAGAAGAAAAAAAAGAUGAGUAGCAAGAGUGCUGAAGAAUCACGGUUUGUUGGACAGGAUAAAAUUGAGAAGUCACAUGACAAACCUCAUUGGCAGGAUAUCCUGCCACUCAAGCUGAGCAUCUGGCUGUAUCUCUCUGUCAAGUCCCUGCCCCAUGUCAUCCAGGAUGCCAAACAGUAUUACGAAGAUUAUAAGGAGAUGAAAAUCAGAGAGAAAGAGGACGCGGAAGCCAUGGCACUGGAAGAACAGGAAGCUACAACAAUAAAAGAGAAACGACCCAAAGUAAAGAAGCCGAAGUUUGAGUUCCCCGUUUAUGAGCCUUCACUCAAGGUCGCCGACAGCGCGUACUCACCAGUAUACGACCAGGGAACGUCCAUCGAGGAGAUCGAAGACCAGAUGGAUGACUGGCUAGAGGAUAAGAAGUCUCCGAAGAGAAAGGCACCUGAGUGGUCAGAAGAGGACAUCACUCUUCUGACAAGGAGUAUGGCCAAGUUCCCUGGGGGAACACCUGGUCGCUGGGAGAAGAUCGCACACGAACUAGGAAGAUCGGUGACAGAUGUUACUGCAAAAGUCAAACAAGUUAAAGAUGGUCAAACCAACACAUCAGGGCUGGUGAAGCUCUCGGAGCUCAAGGCCCAGGGCAGCGCAGCACUCUCAGGAAAGGGAUCCAAAGCUGGUGCCGGAGCUGUACCCGACAGCGUCAUGACCCAGCGAGAACACUCACAACCCCAGCCUCCGGCAGCAGCCACGGCAGAGUGGAUGGAGCCCAGCGGAGGAGGGAAUGAAGGAGAGGGCAUCCAAGCAGGAGGUGUCAGGAGGAGAGGCAGAAAGACUGGGGGUGGAGGGGUGGGGGGCGAGGAGAAAGCCAAGGGGCGCAGACAGAGGGACUUCGAUCCCACAGCUGCCACCGAGGACAGCGAGGAGGAGCAGAGUCCGCCCACCUCCUCGGUCCCACAGCCCUCCAAGGAGAAGGCCACUGCGGCGGCUGACGACGUCUGGACCCAGAACCAGCAGAAGCUUCUGGAGAUGGCCCUGCAGCAGUACCCGCGAGGCACCACGGAACGCUGGGACAGGAUUGCCAAGGUGGUGCCCGGGAAGAGCAAGGAGGAGUGUAUGAUACGUUACAAACUUUUGGCUGAGCUGGUGCUGAAAAGGAAGCAGGCCAAGAGCUGACUCUGCCAAGGAAAGCCAUCUUGAUAUCACUUUCUGGCUCCUAGUCCCUUUUCCUAGCUACUAUCCACUUCAAUGUGAUCUGAAAGGCCUGGAUAGAAUGAAGGCAAUAUAGUGAAAAAAAUCCACAUUUCAUAUUGUUGGGCCAUAUUGCUUUUACCUGUCCAGCUCCUUCAGAUCUGUGAACAGGACAGGGAGAGGAGCAGGGGGAAGGGCCAUCCUCUCAUGUCUGUCAUGUGCCUUAGCUCCACCCAAAGCAUGCCAUCCAGCCUCUAUGAACUGCUAUGUGAGGAUUCAAAGCACCAACAAAAAACGUCUAUACUUGUUUUUGUACUUCACUAUGUUUUGACUUCUGCUUUGCGCUGUCAUUUGAAAUCACACAUGUACUGAAUAUAACUUCUUUGAGAUGAGGAAAUAAACUGUUUUAUUUAUUUACAUGGA